Molecule: messenger RNA, 1898 nt
Organism: Ziziphus jujuba (common jujube)
Lineage: Eukaryota; Viridiplantae; Streptophyta; Magnoliopsida; Rosales; Rhamnaceae
Product: vacuolar protein sorting-associated protein 36
Exons: 8
Coding region: 8-1366 (452 amino acids)
Biological process (GO): protein transport to vacuole involved in ubiquitin-dependent protein catabolic process via the multivesicular body sorting pathway
Cellular component (GO): late endosome membrane; ESCRT II complex
Molecular function (GO): ubiquitin binding; phosphatidylinositol-3-phosphate binding
Source: RefSeq, a predicted model, not a curated record
CUUUUCCAUGGCCGCCGGGAAAUUCCUUCCGCCGGUGGAGCUAACCACAAGCGGCCGACCGGUCCUCCUCCCGAACGAAAUCGAAUGCUCUCUCCUCUCCUCUGUCGACCUCGAAUCCGAUGAACUUCCAGCUUUCCCUCUUCUCAAAUCCGGUCUUCUCAUCCUCACCACCCACCGCCUCAUAUGGAUUCCUGAAUCCUCGUCCACCACCACCACCGCCGCCUCUGCCAUCCCACUCUCCGCCAUUACCCAUAUCUUCUCCCCCAAGAAGUCCCUCCGCUCCAUGUUCGCCUCCCCAAGGUUCCGCUUCCAGCUCUCCGUAUCCUCCGAUGGCCGCGGAGUCGGUUCGGGUCCGGGUUCGAGAUCGGUGGUGGUCACCGUCGUGGUGAGGGGGAAGGGGGACUCCGACGCGUUCUAUGGGAAGUUCUGGGAGAGUUGGAGGGCGAGGGUGUGGGAGAGUGAUGUUGUGGUUUCGAGCUCCAGUUCGAAUUCUCAGUUGGUUUCCGGGUCUGGGUCGGGUUCGGAUUCUGGUGGGUUGUAUACGAGUCAAGGGACGUUGAGGAUGGCCGGAGUUUCGGGGAUACUGAGGAAGGAGCAGGAGAUGUGGGAGAGUACUGAUAAGAGUUUGCAAGAUGCUUUCCAGGAUUUGAAUGCUCUCAUGAGUAAGGCUAAAGAGAUGGUGGUGCUGGCAGAGAAAAUGAGACUGAAACUCUUAUCUGGCACAAAUUCUCAAACUGGUGCAACAGCUGAUGAGGAAAUGGGCUCUAAACAAGAGAUGCAAGAUUGGUUGCUGAGUGUUGGUAUUGCAUCGCCUGUUACCAAAGAGACUGCUGGUGCUCUAUACCACCAACAAUUAUCCCGUCAGUUGGCAGAUUUUGUCAGAAUUCCACUUGAGAAAGCUGGAGGAGUGAUUAAUCUUAUUGAUGUCUAUUGUGUCUUCAACCGUGCUAGAGGCACAGAAUUGAUCUCUCCAGAGGAUUUGCUGCAAGCGUGUUCCCUUUGGGAGAAGUUUGAUGUACCAGUAAUGCUUCGAAAAUUUGAUAGUGGAGUCAUGGUCAUCCAGAAUAAGUCCCAUAGUGAUGAAGAGGUCUUUGCUAGAAUCAAGACCCUUGUAACAAAGCCUGACACUCUUCGAUCUGGGAUAAGUGCCAGUGAUGCAGCAAUGACAUUAGGGAUUGCACCUGCAAUGGCCAAAGAGCAUCUUCUUACUGCUGAAAGCAAAGGUAUACUGUGCAGAGAUAUAAGUCCUGAUGGGUUUCGCUUUUUUAUAAACCUCUUUCCUGAGAUUGAUCCCAAUGGCGUGUACUCAGUGAAGGAGUAUGGGAUUUAUGCUACAUGGAUUAAAGCAACUUCUGCAUCGAGAUGAUAUUGGCAUUAUCUGUUAAUAACUUUUCGUACUGCAUAAUGAGAAGAACUAAAGAUAAAAUCAUGUUCAACUAAUGGAUGUCAAGAAAGAAACUGAAGUUUCACGGCCAGUUCACAAUAAUAUACCAUUUCUAUUUCUCUUUGAAAUGACCACUUUUCUUCUAGAUUGGGGUGAUUCCAGACACUCAAGGUUGGGUCGAUUUUAAAAAGACUCUCCGAAGGCAGUGGAUUCUACUACACUAAUCUUGCUUUUCAGGACUGUUCUUUUUUCUUUUCUUUUUUUUUUUUUUGUUUUUUUGUUUUUUUUUUGUUUUUUGUUUUUUGUUUCAUCUUCUUCUUCUUCUUCUUCAUUGUCAAUUUUGCCUAUUGCUUCUCAAUUUUCGUAUUGUUACUGUGUGAAAGCCUGCAAAUAUGAAAGAUGUGAAGCCAGGGUUGACUGUACUUUGGUCUUGUAAAGUUGUAAUUUUUAUGUCGUGCCAAUUUAGACCUUAAAAUACAAUUUCUUAUAAUUGAGAUCUUCAAUUUACAUUUUA